AUGGCCAAGAGAAAGAGAAAUGACCCUCCUAAGGAGGAGGCAUCUGUCCAAUCCCCUUCCAAGGCCGUCAAAUCCACAGCUACCCCAUCGCAAGCUCCAGAUGCAGCUUUGACCGUCCAAGUGAUCACGGGCUCCUAUGAACGGGUGUUGCAUGGUUUCACUGCCGGCAUUCCCGCAUCUUCCCUGCAGUCCAAGAAGGAUGCCUCAAAAGACUCUGUUACCGACAUUCAAUGUGUCGAUACCUUCUUGUUCGAAGCCCAUGGGUCCGCUAUUCGUUGUCUUGCACUUUCUCCACUGCCCAAGCCUACGGACAAGGGCGACGCACAGAAGAUUAUUCUGGCCAGUGGCUCCACUGAUGAGCGUAUCAAUCUUUACUCGAUCUCCGCUGCCCCGCCCGCCGUGAACGAUGAUUACCCCUCUGUGCCGACCCUAGCCGGAAACAAAAUCCUCGAAAACCCAAGAAACCGCGAACUGGGAUCCUUGUUGCACCAUACCGCCAGCAUCUCCGCCUUGAGCUUCCCCUCCCGAAGCAAGUUGCUCGCCGCUGGCGAGGAUAACAGUAUCUCGGUAUCAAAAACCCGUGAUUGGACUGUCGUUUCGACCAUUAAAGCGCCACGCCCUAAGGUUUAUGGCCGACCCAGUGGUGACACAGCGCCAGAGGGCGCCACUCCAGCCGGAGUGAACCACUUUGCUGUUCAUCCUAGCAUGAAGCUGAUGCUGAGUGUUGGCAAGGGAGAGAAGUGUAUGCGACUCUGGAAUCUGGUGACCGGUAGAAAGGCCGGUGUGCUGAAUUUUGAUCGGGAGUUACUACAGAGUGUGAAGGAGGGCAAGUACAGCAAAGGAGAGGGACAGCGCAUCGCUUGGAACGCCGCUGGUGAGGAGUUUGCGGUGGCUUUCGAAUGGGGUGCGGUGGUAUUUGGAAUUGACUCAACUCCCAAGUGCCGAGUGGUCCCCAGUCCACGGAGCAAAAUCCACCAGAUGAAGUAUGUCCCACGGCCCACAAAGGACGAUGAGAAAGAUGACUUGCUGGCUGUUUCCACUGAGGACGGUCGUGUCAUUUUCUAUUCGACUCAAGAAUUGCAGGAGGUAGAGGAAGACGCCGACUCGACCAUUCCUCACGCGACUCCGGUUGCUCAGAUUGGUGGAAAGCAAGCUGGUUUCCCAGGACGCAUCAAGGAUUUCGAGGUCUUGAGUCUGGAGGACCAAGCGAAGGACCUUCGUGAUGGCGUUCUGGUUGUGGCCGGUAACAGCGAUGGUGUGGUCCGUGUCUGGAGAGCUACCAGCAAAGACCUUACUCUUUCCAAGAAGUCUAAGGGCUCCAAGGAGGCUCAAGAGGGCAUUCCCCAGGUUGGCAGUGUAUUGAGCACCUAUGAGACCGGAAACCGCAUCACCUGUUUGGCCGCCUUUGUGAUGCUACCGGCGGAAGAUCCAGAUACUCUGAUUGACUCUGAGGAUGACGAGGAUGAGGAACUUGAGUCGAGUGAUGAGAGUGAUGACGAGUAA
Molecule: messenger RNA, 1503 nt
Organism: Penicillium pulvis
Lineage: Eukaryota; Fungi; Ascomycota; Eurotiomycetes; Eurotiales; Aspergillaceae
Product: putative 60S ribosome biogenesis protein Mak11
Exons: 1
Coding region: 1-1503 (500 amino acids)
Molecular function (GO): protein binding
Source: RefSeq, a predicted model, not a curated record